Diaporthe citri is the source of this 456-nucleotide messenger RNA. RefSeq lists its product as uncharacterized. NCBI's taxonomy places the organism in Eukaryota, Fungi, Ascomycota, Sordariomycetes, Diaporthales, Diaporthaceae. The record is from RefSeq and is a predicted model, not a curated record. The transcript has 4 exons. Bases 1 to 456 code for a protein of 151 amino acids.
AUGGCAUAUGCCUCGAGCGCCAAUCCGCAGACAGUGUCUGCCAAGAAGCCCAAAUAUGACACAACGGAUAUGGAAUGUUAUACCGAGACCAACGGGGUCAUUACUACUACAAUGUUUGACGUCCCCGGGUAUCGUGUCGUGAGAGUCCUAGGAACUGUUUACGGAAUGACAGUACGCACUAGGAACUGGGCUGCAGGCAUCGGCAUGGGGCUGAAAAGCAUGGUGGGCGGCGAGCUGAAGUGGUUCACAAACAUGAUGUAUUCCGCUCGUAACGAAGCGGUCUCUCGCGUGGUAGAUGAGUGCCAGAAGCGGCAGGGCAAUGCAAUCAUCGCAAUGCGCUUCGACGUCGCUGAUUUGGCUGGAUUCACGCAAGUUUGCGCAUAUGGAACCGCGGCCUUGGUAGAGAAGGUUGACGCGAACGCUGCUGAGGCCCCACAGCUGGCGAAGACCACCUGA